AGUGCCUCUUUUAAUGUUAACGCCCUAAAAGUACUGCUGUCUGGACUUAGUGCAGCCCGCACCUGUAACACAAUGUCAGGGUCAGUGUGCCAAGAUAUUUCAAAGCUCUACCAGCGUGCUCAUCUGGAAUGCCAUGGUACACCACAGAGGUUGUACAGCUGCAUGGUGAUACUGGAGAUGUCUGGACCUGUCAAUGGUUGCGCCCUAAAUAUUCUUCUGCAACAAGUCAUUAACAACAGCAGUGGCAUAACAAGAGAAACGCCACUUACCGGCAUGGUGGUUUGUGGUCCUCCUGGUUCGGCUGUCAGUACUCUGUUGACAUCCAACCUGACCUGGGUUGCCAGUGACCUGCUGACCUCCGAUGUGUGCCAACCUGACCCCACUCUGCUUAAAUGUGAGGCAAAUGAGAGUCUUGCUGUACUUCUGACUGACAGCUGCCCUCCGGAGCCUUCCACAACCAAGCAAAGCACGACGCAACCUUCCAAUCUGAUCAACAGCACUACAACUCCUAAAGCCUUAACACCAUCUGGGACCAACUCUACGGCGGCUGAAAAUACUCCAACAGUUCAAAAUACAAAUACGUCACAAGGAACAGCUCAGCCUAACAUGACUACUCCACUCACAACAAUUAACGUUACACAGUCCUCAACAGCACAGCCUGUCCUCCAAACCAGCUCACAAAACACGACUGUGACUGUCUCUAACAGUACAAUAGUACAAAACACAACUUCAUCUAAUAACACAACACUGUUGACACCCACUGAAAAUACAAAACUGCAAAACACAACCGUAGCACAGCAAAACACAACAUUAUCCUCCAUCAACUCAACACUACAAAUGGCUACUGCUCUUAUUGUUUCAAAGCUUAACACAACUACAUUGUCUCCAAAUCACGCAGCAGAGUACAACGUAACAACAGUCGGCACAGUUAUACAUUCUAACAAUCACACAACAGUGUACAAUGUAACUACAGUUUCACCUUCAACCAAUCACACAACAGCAUACAAUGUAACUACAAUUAGAUCUUCUCCAAAUGAUACAACCAUGUACAAUGUAACUACAGUUGACAAAGUUACACAUUCUGCCAAUCACACAACAAAGCACAAUGUAACUAGGGUUAAACCUUCUACAAAUGAUACUAAAGCAUACAAUGUAACUACAGUCGGUGCAUUUACACCUUCUACAACUGAUACAACAUUGUACAAUGUAACUACAGUUCCCCCUUCAACCAAUCACACAAAAGUGUACAACGUAACUACAAUUACACCUUCUCUGAAUGGCACAACAGGAUACAAUGUAAGUACACCCGACAUAUUUACACCUUCUACCAAUCACACACCAGAGUACAAUUUUACUUCAGCCGGCAGAAACAGAAAAGAAAACAGUACGUUUACGACUAACACAACAGUUAGCACAUUUACGACUUCUCCCAAUCACACAGUAGUGUAUAAUGUAACUAUGGCAACCAAGAAUUACACAACACCCUCUGACAAUUACACAACAGAGGACAACAUAACCAUAGCUGACAGGAAUAUGAACUUACCCAAUGGUACAAUUACAAGUAACGCAACACUAAGCACAUUUACAGCUUCUCCCAAUCACACAAUGGUGAACAAUGUCACUACGCUCUCUAGCAAUUACACAACACUUGAGAAUAUAAACACUACUACUGUUUCUCAAAAGAAAACAGCCACAGACAACGUAACCACUGCACCCAUCAGGGAAAGCCAACAGAACACAACGGCCCCUUAUAAAAACACAACAAUGUCUACCACUGUUGAACAAGAUGAUGGAACUCCUAACAAUGCAACAACAACCACAAAAAACUCAACUGCGGACAAUGUGACGUCUGUUUUCGACAACACCACUAUACCUACAGUUGCUCCACUGAACAACCAGACAGGAAAUUACACCACAGGAGGAGUGACCCACACCGUCUCAACAACUAGCAAAGACAACAACUUCACCACAGCGGCCACUGUCGUCAGUAUCGUCGUCAAUGUCAAUCAAACCGCAGGAAUCAGCUUUAACCUGAGCUCAACUGCAAGCAGUUUAACCGCCGACUUCAACCUGACAACCAAAGGACCAGAAGUCAAUUUGACAACUACAGCAACUAACGCUUCCCUUGAAGCUGCAAAUUCCACCACAACUACUACAACUGUGCAUGGUACACUUCCUGCCCAGAUUAACACCACGACUGCAACGGUUACUUCAUCUUAUUCAACAACAACUCUCCAAACCACCACGAUCUCCAACACUACCACCAAAAAACCUGGAAGUACCUCUACAACCAUCGCAGAGACAACUACAAGCCAAACGGCCCGGGAAGAGCAAGCGAAUGAGCUGCUGAAUCAAACACAGGAUGUGUCUCAACUGAACUCCUCUCAGGUGGCACAGUUGGUAAGGAAGUUAGAGAAGCUUAUGGACUGCCCCACAGUCUCUCAGGCAGUGGGACAGAAGUUGGUCAACAUAAUCAGCAACCUGAUGGAGGCCGACUCACUGGCCCUCUCUGCCUCUGCUAACAGUCUUGUUCACCUGGUAGAUGAUCUGGGUCUUAAACUGGUUGUCACUGGUGACAGCGAGAUCCUCUCUUCAGGUUCGCUGGUUCUGGCAGUGAGGACAGUCGAUGGGACCAACUUUCCAACAACUUCUGUUGACAUUUUCAACACAGAUAAUGUCCAGCUCCGUGCCCUCAGUCGAUCCCGGUCCAAGAGGUCAGGGUCUGCUCUGGGAUCUGUAUUCUUGCCCUCCUCCCUCACCACUGGGCUCAGUCCUGAGCAGCAGAAGCAGGCCAACAGGGUCCAGUUCACCUUCUACACCAAAACUGCCCUCUUCCAGGAUGCAGCAUUAGAUAACAAAACCCUUGUCAGUCCAGUCCUGGCCGCCAGUGUGACCAAUCUGUCAAUAAGCAACCUGAGUGAGAACAUUCAGUUUACCAUCCGAAACAUCAACCCUGAAAACUACACAGCCUCCUGUGCAUUUUGGGACUUUACUCGGAAUGGUGGUGGAGGAGGCUGGGGCUCUGCUGGCUGCUUUGUUGUCAAUUCCACACAGGAAGAAACAACCUGCAGCUGCAACCAUCUUACAUCCUUUGCAAUUCUGCUGGAUUUGUCCAGAGAGGGGAAAAUUGACCGUAAACAGGCGCAAAUUCUUACUUUCAUCACCUACAUCGGCUGUGGAAUCUCUGCCAUUUUCCUCGCUCUCACCUUACUGACAUAUCUUUUAUUUGAAAAAUUGCUGCGGGAUAUUCCUGCCAAGAUCCUGGUCCAGCUCUGCCUAUCCCUCCUCCUCCUCAACCUUGUCUUCUUGCUGGACGGCUGGCUGGCGCUCUACCCAGUGGUCGGGCUGUGCAUUAGCACCGCCUUCUUCCUGCACUACUUCCUGCUGACAUCGUUUACCUGGGCAGGGCUCGAGGCCCUGCACAUGUACCUGAGCAUCGUCCGGGUGUUCACUCCCUACCUCAGCAGAUACAUGCUCAAGUUCUCGCUGAUAGGCUGGGGCCUUCCGCUUCUCGUGGUGAUCACUGUAAUAUCAGUGGACAAAAACAACUAUGGUCUGGUCACAUAUGGAAAAUAUACAGAUGGCACUUCAGACGACUUCUGUUGGCUGCGUAAUGACAUUGCCUUCUAUGUGGGCGUGGUGGCCUACUUCCUCCUGAUCUUUGCCCUGUGCCUGCUGGUCUUCAUCGUGGUUAUGGUCCAGCUGUCCCGGAUCAAGAAGCAGAACCCCCAGAACCAGCCACCCAACAGGGGAGUGAUGACAGAUCUGCGCAGCAUCACUGGCCUCAUCAUCCUGCUUGGCCUCACUUGGGGGUUCUCCCUGUUUGCCUGGGGACCCCUCUACUUACCCUUUGUUUACCUUUUCACCAUAUUCAACUCUCUGCAAGGAUUCCUUGUCUUUGUUUUCCACUGUGCUGUGAAGGAGAAUGUCCGCAGGCAAUGGAGAACUUAUCUUUGCUGUGGGAGUCUGCGAUUGGCUGAGAACUCAGAUUGGAGUCGGAUGGCCACCCAGAACAACAGAAAUAUGUCGGCUACCACAGCAAACACCUCAGCUCCCCACUUCACCUCCCGAAGCUCCUCCGUCAUCAGCAAUGUCACCAAUAGCAGCGGCUCUGUGUUUUGGGACAGUGGAAUAUAUGACGGAUCCAACAGUGACGCUCACCUCAACGAGAUUCACAGACUAAAUCUGUCACCGUAAGGUGAGGCCUGACAACUGUGUCAAGCAUCCAUUUGUGAUUACAAUAAUUAUCUACUCUGAGAGAGCCGAGAGGACAUGGCCAGAGAUUAGUGAUCUCCUGCAGCCCGAGUAAACAGAGAAAAUAAUCAUAGGAGUGAUUGCUCACGAAAAUCCUCAGUGUUGCACAAGAUGGUUUAAUUGGUAUAAUGAAGGACGGAAGAAGUGAGGCGGAAGUACCUGAUGAUUAUGAUUACUGCUUGAGUACAAGUGUGACUUAAUGCCUUUUCUACAUUAACAGUAGAAUAUAUUAACACAGAAAUAAUGUAAGAGACUUUGUUAGCAGUGUGAAGUGUACAUGAUGGUAACAGUGUUUAUUUUAUAUUAUGACAUGUUAAAGACAAAAAAAUUGCAUUUAAUCGUAGCCAAAAACAAACCGCUGUCAACAUUUUAUAGAUUUUUGUGAGGCUAUUUUGCUGUCUUUUGGUAUAUUUCUUUUUUUUUACACAGACAUAAAUGGGAAAAUGAAAAUAUUUCCAGUUUGUUUACAAUGCUCCACUGACUAUUGCCUCUAUAUAUUUUCACUAAGGAGUGUGAAUCCCAAAGCACUCUGGGCACUAUCUUUAGUUGAGACAGGGUGCAUUGAAGGAAAAAAAAAUUGCACACGCCAAAGAGCAACUACUCAAUGUUAAUACCAAAUCGUUUUUGAGGGUGUAUUCCUCCUUUUAAUGUGAGAAAAUGCUUCAUUUCGCUACAGCACAUUGUUGAGGUUACUCAGAGUUGUUAGAUUGUUUUUAUAUUUGAGAUUAUUUUAUUUUGCGUAUAAUAGACAAGAUAUAUGGUCAUGCAGUUUGCUGGAGCAUGAUUAAGAGUGAGGACACAUUGUGCUAAAUGUCCUAGUGCAAGAUUAGUGCAUGCCA
Messenger RNA from Perca flavescens (yellow perch), 5093 nucleotides. It is a transcript of the gene adgrg2a, whose product is annotated as adhesion G protein-coupled receptor G2a. NCBI's taxonomy places the organism in Eukaryota, Metazoa, Chordata, Actinopteri, Perciformes, Percidae. The record is from RefSeq and is a predicted model, not a curated record. Gene Ontology annotation, biological process: cell surface receptor signaling pathway; adenylate cyclase-activating G protein-coupled receptor signaling pathway. The transcript has 21 exons. Bases 73 to 4197 code for a protein of 1374 amino acids. Gene Ontology annotation, cellular component: plasma membrane. Gene Ontology annotation, molecular function: G protein-coupled receptor activity.